Protobothrops mucrosquamatus (brown spotted pit viper) is the source of this 2634-nucleotide messenger RNA. RefSeq names its product LDL receptor related protein 3 (gene LRP3). NCBI's taxonomy places the organism in Eukaryota, Metazoa, Chordata, Lepidosauria, Squamata, Viperidae. Gene Ontology annotation, molecular function: protein binding. Bases 1 to 2493 code for a protein of 830 amino acids. The transcript has 7 exons. Gene Ontology annotation, cellular component: plasma membrane. The record is from RefSeq and is a predicted model, not a curated record.
AUGGACGCGGCGUCUGCAGCAGAGCCGCGGCCCCCGGGCGCGCUGGGACCGUUGGCGACGACGCUCUGCUUGGUGAAUCUCUUCCUGACUGGGAAAAUUGAGACUGCGGUCCCUUCCUUAGCCGCUUGUAGUGGAAAACCAGAGCAGCAUACAGAACGGCGAGGGGUCAUCUAUAGCCCUUCCUGGCCACUCAAUUAUCUUCCGGCUAUGAACUGCAGCUGGUACAUCCAAGGAGACCGUGGCGAUGUCAUAACUAUUAGUUUUAAGAACUUUGAUGUGGAGGACUCUCCCAAAUGUUCCAUAGACUGGUUGAUGAUGGGUCCUUCUUCCAAAGGGGAGGAAUACAAAGUCUGUGGAUCUUUUAUCCCUCCUUCGUUCAUCUCUGCCAGGGACCACAUCUGGAUCUUUUUCCACUCAGAUCCAUCAAGUUCAGGGCAGGCUCAGGGAUUCCGCCUUUCUUACAUUCGAGGAAGGAUUGGCCAAGCCAGCUGCCAGUCGGAUGAAUUCCACUGUCUCAAUGGCAAAUGCAUCCCCACCACUUGGAAAUGCAAUUCCAUGGACGAAUGUGGCGAUAAUUCCGACGAGAAAAACUGCAGCCUCCCCCCAUCGGAGCCCCAGUCCAACGUCUGCCCUUCGGGGACGUUCCAGUGCAACUUCGCCCAUUCCACCAAGUGCUUGCUGAACGAGCUGAAAUGCAACACCGUGAAGGACUGCAGCGACGGCUCCGACGAAGAGAACUGCCCCGAUCUCUCCUGCGGCAAAAAGCUGAGCAAUUUCUACGGGUCGUUUGCGUCGCCAGAUUUGUUCCGCCUGGACCGGAGUCGGGCCGACCUCUGUUGCACGUGGCGGGUGGACACCCAAGAUAACCGCCACGUUCUUCUGCAGCUCAGCUUGCAGCUGGGCUACAAGGAUUACGUGAAGGUGUACGAUGGCUUAGAGGAGAAAGCGGACAGGCUGAUGGAGACGCUCUCGUAUCGGAAUAACAAGCACUCGGUCAGCCUGGAGUCCCCCAAGGGGCAGAUGACCAUCUUGUACUACGCCUGGUCGAAAAGCACCGGCCACGGGUUCAAUGCAACGUAUCAGGUCAAAGGGUACUGCCUUCCAUGGGAGCACCCGUGUGGGGACGAUGAGGAGUGUUACUCCGAUAAGCAGCACUGCGACGGGUGGUGGCAUUGCGCCAACGGCAAGGACGAGGAGAACUGUCCGGCUUGUCAGAAGAACGAGUACCCCUGCGAGGGCAACAGCGGCUUGUGCUACUCCUUGCUCGACCGGUGCAACAACCAGAAGAACUGCCCCAACGGGUCGGAUGAGAAGAACUGUUUUGUCUGCCAGCCGGGGAACUUCCACUGCGGCACCAACCUCUGCAUUUUUGAGACCUGGCGUUGUGACGGACAGGAGGAUUGCCAGGAUGGCAGCGAUGAGCACAACUGCUUGGUGAUCGUGCCGCGGAAGGUCAUCACGGCUGCGCUGAUCGGGAGCCUGGUCUGUGGGCUGUUGUUGGUGAUCGCCUUGGGUUGCGCCUUCAAGCUCUACUCACUGAGGAGCAGGGAAUACCGGGCCUUCGAAACUCAGAUGACGCGCCUGGAGGCAGAGUUUGUAAGGCGUGAAGCUCCUCCUUCUUACGGGCAACUGAUUGCACAAGGCCUCAUCCCUCCCGUGGAAGACUUUCCCGUUUAUAACGCAUCACAGGCUUCCAUGCUGCAGAACAUCCGAACGGCCAUGAGGCGGCAAAUGAGGCGCCAUUCCUCAAGGCGUAGCUCUUCUCGCCAGCGUUUGGGCAGACUCUGGAACAGAUUCUUUCAUAGGCCCCGAGCGAGAGGAGGCCAGGUUCCACUUUUGCAACCUGCCCGUACCUCCCAGACGGUCCUGGGCGACGGGAUCCUCAACUGUACAGACGGGAUGCCUGCCGAGAGUCUCCCCGCUACUCCUGAAGGCGCUUGUGGCCCACCUGGAGGGCUUUCCGAGCCUGGGAACAGUCCCUUGGCCUUGGAGGCAGAAGCAGCAGAAGGCCCGUCCGCUGGGGAGAGCGUGCCAAGCCCUUUCCCAGCUGCUCUGCCGGACGCUGAGGGCGAGCACAGCUGCAAGGCCGAAGAAGCCCCCGAGGGCAGACUCGCACAAGCCGGCAAGGCAGAUUCAGGAAGAACAUUUAGGGACCCCUUGCUGGAACGAGUGACAGAAAUUCACCAGCGCGACAGGCUGGCAUGUGGCAGGACAGCUGGAGAGGGUAGACCGUCUCAGCGGGAUCAGCCGCAGAGGGAAGAGCCGCAUCACCCAAUGCCCUUAAAAAACUGGGAGUCUGGGUACCCUGAAGGCCACGGAGCCGUCCCUUUUUGGGAGGAACGCCAGCCCGGUGGUGACCCGCACUCAUGUCACGAAGAACCUUUUGGCAUUCACCCGAUUUGUUGCCAUUCCAUGCAAGUGCCAAUAGCCCCCUCCCCUCUCCCUGCCCCAGAAGUCAGUCCCAGCGAUGACGAGUCUUUGCUGGUGUGCUAAAGGGUCACGUUCACAGGCAGAAGCCCACCAUAACCUUGCGUGCACCACGACCAGGCAAAUAGCGCAGGUCCCGUAACCCACGUCCUAGCUGCAGUGACACCACGGUGCACGUCACCUCGCUAGCUCCACCAUGCGCGUGCC